Messenger RNA from Archocentrus centrarchus (flier cichlid), 1754 nucleotides. Its product is annotated as hydroxysteroid 11-beta-dehydrogenase 1-like protein. The coding region runs from base 106 to 969 and encodes 287 amino acids. Lineage: Eukaryota; Metazoa; Chordata; Actinopteri; Cichliformes; Cichlidae. The transcript is spliced from 6 exons. The record is from RefSeq and is a predicted model, not a curated record. Gene Ontology annotation, cellular component: intracellular membrane-bounded organelle. Gene Ontology annotation, molecular function: oxidoreductase activity.
GAGCUUGCAUAAAAUGCACUUUGUUUCAGCAAACUGGAAUUGUGAAAGUCGGCAUAAACGUCUAAAGCUUAGCACCUUCAGAUCAACUUGCACCAAAUUCCCAUAAUGGGCGCUUUCACAAAAAUGAUUUUAGUUAGUAUUUGUGUUGCUUUCCUGGCUGCCAAAUGGACCGCACCGAGAUUUGAUGCAGAUUCUCUCCGAGGUGCUAAGGUAUUGGUGACUGGGGCCAGCACAGGUAUUGGUGAACAACUAGCGUAUCAUUAUGCCCGCUUUGGAGCCAAGAUUGUUAUUACAGCGAGGAGAGAGAAAGUGUUACAGCAGGUAGUAGAAAAGUGUCUGAGUUUGGGAGCCCAGAAAGCUUUUUAUAUAACAGCAGACAUGGCCAGUGAGUCUGACACUGACAGAGUGGUAGAUUUCGCUCUGGAGAAGUUGGGAAGUUUGGAUUACCUGGUUCUCAAUCACAUUGGCUCAAGCCGCUUCGGCAUGUGGGAUGGAGAUGUAGAACACACCAGAUGGUUGAUGAAGGUCAAUUUCUUCAGCUAUAUUCAGAUGGCUUGGAAAGCUUUGGCCUCCCUUGAGCAAAGUAAAGGAUCACUGGUGGUUGUUUCAUCAAUCUUAGGUAAAAUGUCUUCUCCCUUUGUGGCUCCAUAUACCUCAACCAAAUCGGCCUUGAAUGGUUUCUUUGGGUCACUUCGUUAUGAGCUGGCUAUGAAGAAGAGCAAUGUGUCCAUCUCUGUAUGCACGCUCGGUCUCAUUGAUACCGAUUCAGCUAUGGAGAAAGUCAGGGGAGUCACUAAUGUACCAGCCUACCCCACCACAGAUGCAGCAUUGAACAUCAUCAUUACAGGAGCUACAAGACAGCCGGAGCUUUUCUACCCUUGGUUCACAUACUUUAUAGCUAUCACCAAAGAUUGGUUUCCUUCUCUCACAGACUAUAUAAUCCUGAACUCCUACAACUACAUCCCGUGAAGAACAUUUAUUCAGCACAAUUGAAGUGCAAUGAUACUGUCCUUGAUUAAAAACAUGGAUAUUUAAGAUGAAUAUUGGCGUAGAGCUUUGAAAUUCUAAUACACCCAAUUUUGUGGCAUAGUUUUUGACUUUCCAGUUUCCAUGUUGCUAGUCAUGGUUUUAAGAGCAGUCCAGUUAUAAAAUGUUUAUAGGGAGAAAAGCUUAUUGCUUGUAUUUUUAAAAAUUUAGGCUACUGUUGAGAUUAGUGCAUCUUCACAGUACAGCUACUGCUAUCCAACCUUUAUUGCACCAAAAAAACAUCUGAUUUACUAAUGAUAAGACACCCCCCACCUUAGAUGAAAUUCAGUUAUGAAAGAAAUAAAUAAUAAAAUAAUAUAUUACUGCUGUUCAGUGAUAAAGAACACAAAACAAAUACAAAACAAGCAGGGUACAGGAUAGUUUGCCAGGGCUAACACAGAGAGACAGACAACUGUUCACACUCACAUUCACACCUGUGGGCAAUUUGAAAUCACCAAUGUGUGCCACUAACAUUGUACCAUAAAAUACAGUUCAACAUAUUUUAGUUUGGUACAGCUCAGUGGAAAUGUGAAGAGUAGGAAGGAAGCUAGUGGGCUCACACAGUGCAGAAAGUAAAUGCAACAACAAAGAAAGAGUCAUGAAUGUGAAAUUAUAUGAUAAGAAUAAAAGGAGGAUGAUGCACAUAAAAGCAAAUUUAAAGGAAACAAUAAUGUUUUGUCCUUUUUUUUUUUUUUUUUUUGCAUUGGAUUAAAGGAAAAAAUUUUAAU